GAUGCAACUUAAAUUACCAAGAAGAAUUUAAAGCAUCACCAAAACUCUAAAACAUGGUAUUGUUACGCGGAGUUUUCCAAUUUAGCUGUUUCUUCCUUUUAAUCUUUGUUGUGUGUUGUAGUCCCCCUGAGGACCACAUCAAAUGUUCGUCAAAGAAUACAGAUUGCACAAUCACAAACUCCUACGGUAUCUUUCCUGAUCGAAGCACUUGUCGAGCUGCCGAGGUGGCUUACCCCUCCACGGAGGAGGAGCUCAUUUCGAUAGUGGCAAAAGCAACCGAGAACAAGAGGAAAAUGAAAGUUGCAACGCGUUAUUCACAUAGCAUUCCCAAGCUAGUUUGUCCAGACGGGGAAGAUGGGCUUUUGAUAAGCACCAAGUAUCUUAACCAUGUGUUAAAAAUUGAUGUUGAAGCUAUGACGAUAACCGUGGAGAGCGGUGUGACAUUGAGGCAGCUAAUCGACGAAGCUGCCAAGGCUGAGCUGGUCUUGCCUUAUACACCAUAUUGGUGGGGUUUGACAAUUGGGGGACUAUUGAGCACGGGUGCACAUGGUAGCACAUUGCGUGACAAGGGAAGCGCAGUCCAUGAUUACCUUACGGAACUUCGAAUUAUUAGUCCAGGUGGUGCUGAAGAUGGUUAUGCUAAGGUUCGGGAGCUCAAAGAUGGUGACCAAGAUUUUAAUGCAGCUAAAGUUUCGCUUGGAGUUCUUGGAGUCAUUUCACAGGUCACUCUAAAACUACAACCCAUGUUCAAACGAUCCAUCACCUACUUGAAAAAAAAUGAUUCGGACUUAGGAGAUAUGGUGACUAGUUUUGGCAAUGAACAUGAGUUUGCUGAUAUAACUUGGUAUCCUAGUCAACGCAAGGCAGUUUAUCGUAUUGACGACCGAGUCUACACAAACACACAUGGACAUGGACAUGGUCAUGGUCUAUAUGAUUUCACCCCAUUCCGCGCAACGGCUUCAGUUGAACUGGGCAUUGUCAGAACCACAGAGGAAGUUCAAGAAUCCUUAAGUGACGCUGCUGGGAAGUGCUUAGGUGCAGAGACGGUUAUUCUAGCACUCGAGACUACUGCCUAUGGUUUAAGUAACAAUGGUAUUCUUUUUACGGGUUAUCCUGUAAUUGGAUAUCAGAACCACAUUCAAGCAUCAGGAACCUGCCUAGAUAGUCUUAAUGAUGCAUUGAUCACAGCUUGUGCGUGGGACCCUAGAGUUAAGGGUGAGUUCUUUCACCAAACUACAUUCAGUGUUGGCUUGUCCGUGGCUAAGAGCUUCAUUCAAGAUGUUCAAAAGCUAAUUGAAUUAGAGCCUAAAGCAAUGUGUGGUGUAGAACUUUAUAAUGGAAUACUCAUGCGCUACGUUAAGGCUUCAAGUGCUUACUUAGGCAAGGAAGAAGAUGCAAUAGACUUUGAUAUCAGUUAUUAUCGAAGCAAAGACCCCUUGACUCCUAGGCUAUUUGAAGACAUACUAGAAGAAGUUGAGCAACUUGCACUGUUUAAGUAUGGGGCGCUGCCCCAUUGGGGGAAGAAUCGAAAUGUAGCAUUUGAUGGAGUAAUCAACAAGUACAAAAAUGCUAAUGAAUUCUUGAAGGUUAAGAGAGUGUAUGAUCCAUUUGGCCUCUUCUCUAGUGAGUGGACUGACCAAGUUCUUGGAUUGAAAAAUAGUGUCAUUAUAGAUAAGGAGGGGUGUGCAUUAGAAGGGUUGUGUAUAUGCUCACAAGACAUUCAUUGUGCUCCCAAAAAGGGCUAUUAUUGUAGCCCAGGAAAGGUAUAUAAGGAUGCAAGGGUGUGUGCUCGUGUGACUUCUAAGAUGAAUAUAUGUGAGGAAGAACAAUGGGGGAGUCAAGAUUUCACCUUCGGAGGGAUCAAAAUCUAAUAUUAAUUUUCUUUUGAGAUGCUGUUUCAAUUUAUAACAAAGUUCUUGUGAUUUGUUGAAAGUUAUUAUGUUCUCUAGUACUCUACAUGGGAAGAUUUUUUUUUUUUUUUUUGGGUUGUUGAUGCUGUGAGAGAUACAUGGGAAGAAACCUGAUCGUGUGAUUCGUGUAGAAGUUUACAAGUUUCAAGCGUUCCUAUUUGGGGCUCCUUUAGUUCA
Molecule: messenger RNA, 2087 nt
Organism: Quercus lobata
Lineage: Eukaryota; Viridiplantae; Streptophyta; Magnoliopsida; Fagales; Fagaceae
Product: probable L-gulonolactone oxidase 6
Exons: 4
Coding region: 54-1871 (605 amino acids)
Cellular component (GO): membrane
Molecular function (GO): D-arabinono-1,4-lactone oxidase activity; FAD binding
Source: RefSeq, a predicted model, not a curated record